AGCAGCGCGCGUACAUAGUCGCGGCGUCGCGACGUUUCGUGGUGAUCGCGUUAGUAUGAGAGCGUCGAGCGAGCACGACAGAUUAUCGUCUCGGGAUCGUGGUCCCGGCAUCCUCGAUGAGUCGCGAGAAUCAUUGUACAGCUGGACCACGCGUUGAACAUCCCGCGAGGGAAAUCGAGUAUAAUAGAGACACGUGUGCUUCUCACGACGUAUCGCGAUUUUCCACGCGUGUCGAAAAAAGAAGAUAAGAGAUAGAUAAAUGGAUUGAUAACGAAAUUCGUGAGGAGAAGUGCUCGGAUAGCCUAGAUUAUAGACGAUGCUCAAACGUACUCGCGUGUAACAAAUGCUCCACCGUGACCCAUAUAGUACACUUUAUCUCAGAGAUCUUCCUGAGAAGGGAUGUUAAGACGUUCGUAGGGGAUGUCCUUCAGAACGUCCCUUAGAGAUCUGUGCUAUAUGGGGAAGAAUGAUGAGCGUGUUACGAAUGAAACUGCAAUGAAUUAUAAGAGAGGAACAACCGCGUAGAGAGUCUGAGUGCGCGUUUGUGAGUGAUUAUCUCGGCAGAAGUCAAGCAAGAGUUGCAAAGCUUGUACACACGUCGAGUGUAAUCGAUGCCUUUAAACAGUUUGCCCUGCAAGGAUACCGCGGCAUGAAAUUCGAGUUAAUCUGCUUAUCUGAGGCUAUAACUCGCUUAUCAGAACCCCCCGACGCCUGAACAUCCAUCGCGCGGGAUAACAGCAGUGCUGUUAACGUUAAUAGCCGAGGAGCUCCAUGAGAAAUUAAUUCACUUCUCGAAAUCGACGAAGUACACUUCGUUCUCUUCCGGAUAAUUCCCACCUCGCCGAAUCGCAUUACCGGAUCGAUCUCUUCCACCUCGCAUUCGUUCUGGGAGAUGGGCCAUUAGCGAAUUCAUCCGCGUCAGCGUAUCACUGACGCAUGAUCGAUUCGUCGAGAUAACAAAGAAAAAAGGAAGGAAAAGGAGGAAGAGGAAGAGUGUAACGCGACUGACCUAGUACUCUUCGAGAUGUAUCAUGAAUAACGGUACAGCGCAAAUAACGUCAGCAUCGUCGGUAAUAAUGGUCACCAUGCAGAACUUGUCAGCGCACAACUAUACCUACGUGUCGGAGGACAUAACGUCGAACUUGACGGUGCAAAUAAUAUUCUGCUUGUUCUACAUCAUUAUCUUCGUCCUGGGCAUAUUCGGUAACGUACUGGUAGUCUUCGUCGUCGGUCGAAACCGCCAGAUGCACACCGUCACCAAUCUCUUCAUCACGAAUCUCGCGCUCAGCGAUGUGCUGCUAUGCGUACUGGCCGUACCCUUCACUCCUCUGUACACCUUUUUGAGCGGUUGGAUCUUCGGUAAGACCCUCUGCCACCUGGUGCCCUACUCCCAGGGCGUCAGCGUGUACAUCAGCACGCUCACGCUGACAAGCAUAGCCGUCGAUCGAUUCUUAGUGAUUAUCUAUCCGUUCCAUCCGCGCAUGAAGAUUAAGAUGUGCUUAGCGAUCAUCGUGAGUAUCUGGGUGAUCGCGUUGUUACUUACCUUGCCAUAUGGGCUUUACAUGCAGCUAGAGGAGACGUAUAUCUCUUUCUGCGAGGAGAAUUGGCCCAGUGAGCCAUUUCGCAAAGUCUUCAGUUCGCUCACAUCGAUACUGCAAUUUGUCGUGCCGUUCUUUGUAAUCUCCUUUUGCUACAUAUGCGUGUCGAUUAAGCUGAACGAUCGGGCGCGUGCUAAACCCGGUACCAAGACCAGCAAGCGUGAAGAAGCGGAUCGCGAGAGGAAACGCCGAACUAAUCGGAUGCUGAUCGCCAUGGUUGCCAUAUUCGGUGUAUCCUGGUUGCCGCUCAAUAUUGUCAACGUCGUCGAUGAUUUCUACUCGUACGCCAACGACUGGUCCUACUACAGACUCUGCUUUUUUAUGUCGCACUGCAUCGCCAUGAGCAGCACCUGCUACAAUCCGUUCCUCUACGCCUGGCUCAACGACAACUUCCGCAAGGAAUUUAAGCAGGUUUUGCCGUGUUAUUCAAGAAACUCCAACAGUAACACUCCGAGAAUCAAGAAGAACUGCAGGGGCGAGAAGAUAUGUAACGGUAAUAACACCCUGCAAGAGACCUUAUUGCCCAGUAAUAUGAAAAUGCAGACUCCCGAGGGAUGCGAGAUGAUCAUUCUGGAGCAGACGACAAACAUCUCAAAGGAGUUGGAUCAGCCUACGAGUUCCUCAAAGGAUUUCGACGACGCGACUCUGUGAGAAAAAGUUCUAGAUACUUCCAGUUUCCUUCGUACAUGUAUUUUAUGAGAUUCUGUCGGAACGACAAAUGCCAACUGGCUAACAUAGUGCACAUACAUACGCGCGGAUACAUAGCCGGACAUACUAAAGAAGGGAAUACCGAGAGCUUUACGAGAUUCACGAGAGGGAGGAAAGUCAUUCGAAUACUUGUGCGUGAUUUCCACCUCCGGUCGAGCUAGGGACAGAAAGGUAAAACGAAACAUUGGAAAUUCGCAAAAUGCUAGUGCAGCUUUCUCACGACGGAGAAAUUUUUUGAUAGUAACACACAUCGCAAUUGUUGAGAAUUCCACCCACGUUUAGUCGUUUGUGCACUUUACGCUGAUGCGACGGUAAACCACGUUUGUUCCAAACAGAUAGAUCGACUUACGUAACGACCGCUACACGAAAAGUUAUCGUUUCAUUCUCCGACUCGUCGAUGCGCGAAU
Messenger RNA from Mycetomoellerius zeteki, 2713 nucleotides. RefSeq names its product prolactin-releasing peptide receptor. Gene Ontology annotation, biological process: G protein-coupled receptor signaling pathway. Lineage: Eukaryota; Metazoa; Arthropoda; Insecta; Hymenoptera; Formicidae. Gene Ontology annotation, molecular function: neuropeptide Y receptor activity; neuropeptide binding. The record is from RefSeq and is a predicted model, not a curated record. The transcript has 4 exons. Gene Ontology annotation, cellular component: neuron projection; plasma membrane. The coding region runs from base 1032 to 2249 and encodes 405 amino acids.